AGGUAGCAGACCAGACAAGACCUGAGACCUGAGAGCCACUUUCAGCCUCAGACCUGAGAGCCACUUUCAGCGUUCCCUCGAAACAGACAUGAAACUAAGACUCCUGACCUUCCUCCUUCUCCUGGCCUGCGUCUGCCUCACGCUGGCACAAGGCUCCUACGAGGACUGCUGUCUGAAGUAUGUCAGGACUGUCCCCAAGAAGAUCAGACACCUGGUCGUGGCGUACAGGCACCAAGAGACAGAUGGGGACUGCAACAUCCCAGCCAUUGUGUUCAUCUUGAGAAAGGGCAGGGUUUUCUGCGCGGACCCCAGUCAAGGUUGGGCACAGCACCUGAUUAACAGGAUCGACAGCAGGAAGCACCACAAAAGACCAAAGAGGCGUGGCUAGGAGGUGCCCCUCCCCGACAAGCCUCCGCAGGGCUGUGUUGGAUGGCGGCAUGUCUGACACGGCUCUCACGCUUUCACUGAUCUCAGAACAGCCUGCUCCCGUUGCAGAGGUCAACCAUCACCAAACGCCUGAUCCCCGCCCACCAGCCUGUUCAGCCACUCCCACCCCAUACUAAGGCCACGCCUCUCCGCCUGAUCCCUCCCACAUUGUCCAACCCCCGCCAAGCACCCUGGGAAAUCCUUUAGAGACCGGACCAGCCAAACACCCGCCCUGUGCUUCUCCAGCCUGGCUCUCAACCACACCCGCCCUGUUCUGCUCUAGCCUGGUUCUGAGUUGCCCUGUUGCUCAUUAUGUAACAUGGUCUGUUUUAAAGGGCUUUAGCAGAGCAGUGCAGUGAACCUGUGUCUUCAAACACUUUUUAUUUUUUUACAAGAAAAUUCAUAUUUAAGAUCAACUUCAGCGCAUAUUUGCAGAAUUCUUUUUUUAGCCAAAAAAAUGCAGAUUAUUUUUAACAUCUUGUCUGAAGGGCUGAAGUGUGUCCAUGGAGAGAGAGAGGAGGACGAGAGAGAAAGAGAGAGAGGGAGAGGGAGAGAG
This is a messenger RNA of Conger conger (European conger), 982 nucleotides long. Its product is annotated as C-C motif chemokine 21b-like. Gene Ontology annotation, cellular component: extracellular region. The coding region runs from base 89 to 388 and encodes 99 amino acids. NCBI's taxonomy places the organism in Eukaryota, Metazoa, Chordata, Actinopteri, Anguilliformes, Congridae. The record is from RefSeq and is a predicted model, not a curated record. Gene Ontology annotation, molecular function: chemokine activity; CCR chemokine receptor binding. Gene Ontology annotation, biological process: chemokine-mediated signaling pathway; positive regulation of ERK1 and ERK2 cascade; neutrophil chemotaxis. The transcript has 5 exons.